AUGGCUGCGAAACCGAAGACCGUGCCGACAACAGGAACAUCAAAUAAGCCAUCCUCCGCUCAUGGCGAUUCAUCGUCUUCGGACGACGCAUCCGGAAAACAAAAACAAAGACUUCCGUCAAAGACGAAAGUCGUUUCGGAAUAUGAUAUUACUGGAAAUACUAUAGGUAUCUGUCCCUCAGCAGACGGGGGGUUCUGGACAUGUUACGACUGUAGUGGACUGGUCACUCAAAGAGACAAACAAGGACAGGUUGUAAGGGAGAUCGACUACGAAAGCCACAUACGAGAUAUCAGUGUAUCACCAAAAACCAAGCAUCUAUGGGCCUGCUGUUUAAAGGAUAGGACUGUUAUGGAGUUAACUUCAGAGGCAACAUUUAAUGUGAAUUUCAAAACUGACGAUCAGCCAUGGUGUAUAUGUGCAACACAAGAUGGCAAUAUCCUUGUCGGAAUGGCCAAAAAAGUCACGAAAUACACUCCAGAGGGAAAAGUAGUUGUUGCCUCGAAGAAAAUCCGUUUUCCCGGAAGAAGACAGCUGAUCUGUCUCCCGUACAAGAUCGCAGAGUGUGGAGCUUCUCACAACUUAGCCAUUGUCGAGCAGGACCAGCCCAUAGACGGCGGAAAAGACGAACCACAUAUCCUAGUCAUGAAUAAGGAUUUUCAGGAAUUAUUUCGAUACCAAGGAAGCAUUCCAAAGCGUCAUUCACAAGCUGCCAAAAAGAAAAUAGAGGCAGGCUCAUUUUUCCCAUUUGAUGUGGCGUUUGAUACAACAGGUAAUGUUGUCGUAUCGGAUUAUAACAACUGUAGUAUAUAUCUGCUGAAUAACCGCGGCGAGUUUCUCAAUUUACUGUGCUCCAACUCGAAAGUGAUCAGGGGGAUUUCUGUGGAUUCUGAAAAUAGUCUAUGGGCAGUGUUUGGGUCGUUUGGUUCCCAGAAAGUGAAAGUCUUGAAAUAUAGUACAUAA
Messenger RNA from Pecten maximus, 960 nucleotides. RefSeq lists its product as uncharacterized. The transcript has a single exon. NCBI's taxonomy places the organism in Eukaryota, Metazoa, Mollusca, Bivalvia, Pectinida, Pectinidae. The record is from RefSeq and is a predicted model, not a curated record. The coding region runs from base 1 to 960 and encodes 319 amino acids.